This is a messenger RNA of Culex pipiens pallens (northern house mosquito), 1743 nucleotides long. RefSeq names its product probable cytochrome P450 6a14. The transcript has 2 exons. Bases 233 to 1702 code for a protein of 489 amino acids. Gene Ontology annotation, molecular function: iron ion binding; monooxygenase activity; heme binding. The record is from RefSeq and is a predicted model, not a curated record. Lineage: Eukaryota; Metazoa; Arthropoda; Insecta; Diptera; Culicidae.
CUGCACAAAUGUUUCAUUCCCUUGCUCUUCGGUUCGUCCAAGGAAACCCAUGUCUUAAACUUUGGCAUCGUUUGGCGCAAUUAGUUGCAAUCAAGCUUAAACUUAACGCACGCAACCAACUAACGCAGUUUAAGCACCUGCCGAGCCAAAAUUGAUAAAUACAAGAACUAACGCCAGCAGCUCAUCAAUAUUCAGUGCAGUUAUCGUUCUGACUUCGACCGUUCCUGCCAAGAUGUACAUCGAGUUGCUCAUCCUGGUCGUCACCCUGUUGGUGCUCGGCGUGGUUUUCCUCCGGCAAAAGUACACCUACUGGAAGCGUCAAAAUGUCCCCUUUAUUGAGCCAAAGUUCCCGUACGGAAACUUCCAGGAGGCCAACCAGAUCUCAACGGCGGACAUCUCGUCCAAGCAGUACCACUCGAUGAAGACAAGUGGUCGCUUUUUCGGGAUGUACUUCUUCUUCGAGCCGCUGGUGAUGCUGACCGAUCUGGACCUGAUCAAAACGAUGCUCGUGAAGGAUUUCAACUUCUUUCCGGAUCGCGGGAUUUACUACAAUGAAAAGGAUGACCCACUAAGUGCCCACAUGUUCGCCAUCGAGGGCAAGAAGUGGCGAUCGCUGCGAACCCGACUCACGCCGACGUUUUCGUCCGGGAAAAUGAAGAUGAUGUUUCCGAUUUUGAAGGCCGUUGGAGAUACUUACAGCGAUUACGUGGCGAAAAUGAUUGGAAGUGGUGCUGAAUUAGAGGUGAAGGAUGCGGUGGCACGUUUUACGACCGAUGUGAUUGGUAAUUGUGCGUUUGGAAUCGAUUGUAACUCGUUUGCGGAGCCGAACAAUGAGUUCCGAGAGUUUGGGGUAAAGAUUAUCAACGAGCCCAUAUCUGCUGGAAUCAUGCGGAUAUUCUGGAAGUUGUUCCCCGAGCUGGGUAAUUUGUUGGGCAUCAAAGCGUUGAACGUCAGUGCUACGACGUUCUUCCGCCGACUUGUGGCCGAUACAAUCGAUUACCGGCAAAAGAGCACGGUCGACCGGAAAGAUUUCAUGAGCAUGCUGGUUGAGUUGAAGAACAAGGGCGACCUUACGCUGGACGAAGCCGCGGCACAGUCGUUGGUGUUUUUCGUGGCGGGAUUUGAGACGUCCUCCUCGAACCAGGCGUACUGCCUGUACGAGUUGGCAUUGAAUCCGUACUGCCAGGAGAAGGCACGGGAAAGCGUCCUGAAGGCGAUCGAGAAGCACGGAGGACUGAACUACGAGGCAGUGAACGAUAUGCUGUACUUGGAUCAGUGUAUUAACGAAUCCCUCCGCCUGUACCCCUCGGUACCGGUUCUGGAGCGGAAGACCUUCCAAAGCUACAAAAUACCCGACUCUGACGUGACCAUACCGAAAGGUAUGAAGAUCCACAUCCCGGUGUUUGCGAUUCAACGUGACGAACAAUACUACCCCGAGCCGCUUAAGUUCAACCCGGAUCGGUUCCACCCGUCGGAAGUGGCCAAGCGCCACUCGAGCACGUUCCUGCCGUUUGGAGAUGGACAGCGAGCGUGUAUCGGACUGCGAUUUGGCAUGCUGCAGUCUCGAAUGGGACUGGCGGCUAUGCUGAGCAAGUUCCGGUUUAGUAUCUCCGAACGGACGGUGGUUCCGCUGGAAUACUCCGUUCAGGCACCGAUUUUGCAGCCGAAGAGUGAUUUGGUGCUGAAGGUGGAACCGUUGUAAGGGAUAUUCGAACAGUUUUCGUAGACAAUUUUACAAAUCCA